CCAGCAAGAAACCCAAACAUAACCUUAUCCCUAUCCUUCCUCAGAGUCAUACGUGCGCGCACCUAGGAAGAAGAAGAAGAUGCUGCUCAGCUCCACCUUCGCGUCCCCGCUCCACCUCCCUUGCUCCUCCUCCAAUGUCGCCGUGGGCGCCGCGUCCUCGCGGCCGGCGUUCCUCACCCGGAUCUCGGCGGCGAAGCAGCUGACGGGGCGGGUGGUGACGACCAAGGCGAACAAGACGGUGGGGGUGGAGGUGGUGCGCCUGGCGCCGCACCCCAAGUACCACCGCCGGGAGCGCAUCAAGAAGAAGUACCAGGCGCACGACCCGGAGAACCAGUUCAAGGUCGGCGACGUCGUGGAGCUGCUGCGGUCCCGCCCCAUCUCCAAGACCAAGCACUUCCUCGCCGUCCCCGUCCCGCCCCGCGACACCCGCCGCAAGGCCCAGCUCCUCCCGCCCCUCCAGUCCGACCAGGAGGACGACACCGCCGGCGAGGAGUCCCAGUGAUGGAUUAUCGGUGAUGGUUCUGCUGUUUUCCCGUCUGUUAAUUAAUUUCCAUUUGCUUCUUGUAUGGUAUGCUUCCUCUGUAGACUGAAUGAGUGAAUCAACUUCGAUGUUACCACUUGGCUUCAGAA
Messenger RNA from Lolium perenne, 630 nucleotides. Its product is annotated as small ribosomal subunit protein uS17c. The record is from RefSeq and is a predicted model, not a curated record. Gene Ontology annotation, molecular function: structural constituent of ribosome. Lineage: Eukaryota; Viridiplantae; Streptophyta; Magnoliopsida; Poales; Poaceae. Gene Ontology annotation, cellular component: ribosome. Gene Ontology annotation, biological process: translation.